GCGGAAGUCACCAGUUGCUGCUGUUUUUGUGGAUGAAGGUAGAUAAAGAACAAAACUAAGGCUAUUAUUCAUUUUAUUUUUGUUGGCUACUGUAGUUAUGCCUUUUAUUGUCGAUUUUAAACAAAGAUGUUUUGUGGCAUCUAGGGUUCUAUUAUUAUUCUCCAUCGGGGCAUUUUUGCUUACUAACUGAACAACAGAUGUAGCUGACAUUUGCUAGCUAGCUACCUUCUAACGUACCUUACUACCGGUAUCAUAGUUGUUGAUUACUUUAUGCAUAUUUUCUCCUUUGUUUUCUAAUACUGUUUUUAAACAUUUAUGAUCCAUCAUUGGUUAUGAUGUAGAUCAACUACACUAAGUAUACCUAACAAAGGCACUUAAAUCUUUUGUCUUGCUCAUUCACCUUCUGAAUGGCACACAUACACAAUCCAUUUCUUAAUUGUCUCAAAGCUUAAAAAUCAUUCUUUAACCUCUCCUCCCCUCCAUCUACACUGAUUGAAGUGGAUUUAACAAGUGACAUCGAUAAGGGAUCAUAGCUUUCACCUGGUCAGUCUAUGUCAUGGAAAGAGCAGGUGUUCUUAAUGUUUUGUAUACUCAGUGUAUGUAUAGAUUUUUGGUUGGCUGUGAUUGAAAUGUUGACUAGCUGCAAUAGCAUUUACCUCGCCACCUGUUCACCCCUCCCCCCCACUCUUGUUCUACAGGUUUCCUUGAUGUGAACUGAAGAUAGUAUUGCUCUCCAACAUGUCACAUACCCAAGCACACAGUUACACACUGAUUACAAAGUGUGCGUGCACUGUCAUCACACUACUCUUUGCCUCUGGACAUGCAGAAGAGAUCACUAAAGGUGGAACACAGAACCGUUCACUGGUAUCCGUGCACCGCCUUGCCAGUUUACCUACUCUCCGGGAUAUUGUAGUGAAAGAGGGAGCCAGCACGCUGAUUGAGUGCAAUGUCACUGGAAAGCUAGACGGUAUUCAGUGGUACAAUUCCAAAGGGCACAUUCUGGAUGAGGAAGAGGGAGGUAAUACAUACAGCCAACUCUAUCAACUUCUAGUUACCUGAAACCUUUACAACGUCUGAUGAAUUGCUUUACACUGUAUUAUUAAAAGCACUUUUAAACUUUUGAUUUCUUUCCGAAAGGUGGGAAAUGGCUGAUUCAGGACAAGGGCGUUUUAAAUAUCACAACGGUCAGUUUUGAAGACCGAGGCCGGUACACCUGCAUAGCCUCCAGCUCGUCAGGGACCUCCAACUACACCAUCACCUUACGGGUGGCCUACACCCACAGCGGCCUGGGCCUGUACUACGUCAUCGUGUGCCUCAUAGCCUUCACCAUCACCAUGGUCCUCAAUGUCACUCGCCUCUGCAUGGUCAGCAGUCACCUGAAGAAGACUGAGAAUGCCAUCAAUGAGUUCUUCUGCACCGAGGGAGCCGAGAAGCUCCAGAAGGCCUACGAGAUCGCCAAGCGCAUCCCCAUCAUCACCUCAGCCAAGACAAUGGAGUGGGCCAAGGUCACCCAGCUCAAGACAAUAGAGUUUGCCCGCCACAUGGAGGAGCUGGCCCGCAGUGUGCCACUGCCCCAGACCAUCCUCAGCUGCAGGGCCUUUGUGGAGGAGAUUAUGGAGACAGUGCACCCCUCGGUGGGGGCGACAAGCCUCCAGAAGGCUAUAGAGCCAGCCAACACAGAGGGGAGAGGUAAAACCUGUGUGGUCCAGAUGUCAGCGGAGCAGCAGGGCCCAGCAGCAUACGGCAGAGAGGAUGUUGAUGGUGCCAUUGAAAACAUUGAGGUGUCCAUCCACCCUAUGUCCAAGUGUGAGGAUGAGAAGGGUGCUGAAGGGGAUGAGGUGUCUGUACCCAUGCUGGGGCCGGGCUCCCGCGGGAGUGUGGCUUAUGAAAGUAACAUUUAG
Molecule: messenger RNA, 1901 nt
Organism: Coregonus sp. 'balchen'
Lineage: Eukaryota; Metazoa; Chordata; Actinopteri; Salmoniformes; Salmonidae
Source: the annotation of a GenBank genome assembly